Molecule: messenger RNA, 2514 nt
Organism: Cladophialophora yegresii CBS 114405
Lineage: Eukaryota; Fungi; Ascomycota; Eurotiomycetes; Chaetothyriales; Herpotrichiellaceae
Product: AGC/AKT protein kinase
Exons: 2
Coding region: 1-2514 (837 amino acids)
Biological process (GO): protein phosphorylation
Molecular function (GO): ATP binding; protein serine/threonine kinase activity
Source: RefSeq, a predicted model, not a curated record
AUGCACAGCUACUUUGGCCAGGUGGGUAGAGAUCCUUCUCAGAUUGCACCGUCAUGGUCAUCUCCAGCUGGCACACUCCCUGAGCAUCAAGCAAGUGAACAAAAUGCAUCUUCAUCUCAGAAAGAGGAGGGAGGGAAGGGCAAGAGCAGGAGGGUGUCCACCGCCUCUAUGGGCUCGAUGGUGAUGGUGGAGCGGGAACAGCUCUCAGUUCCAACACCACCACCGGAAGAGUCGCGCCCAGAGUCUCUACGACUCAUGCCUGAAGCCGACCCUCUCCGAAUGCCACCCACACCUGUCUCAUCCGCUGCUUCAAUCGUUAACAGAGACGGCGAGGCUGCGGAAAAUGGCGGGUCCGUGUUAGACGGCGGUCUGGCAUCCAUCACGCAGGCUUUGCGAAACUUUGUGCUUCCCAAAUCCACAUCUAGCGUCAAGGAUCGCCGCCACCAGUCUCUACCCGUCUCAAGUGUUACGAGAAGCACAGUUCCCGCGGCGCACAUUUCAAACCCUGCGUCGUCUACUCAUUCCUCGAGAACACAGAGUCCCAGGUCCCCUUCUCCAAGUCAUGCUAAGCCUCCGUCGUCUGAAAAGUUGAGAGAGUCAGAUGAGCUAACUUCAAACGUGGCCUCUGCGCUGCGUGAAAAGAGUACUCCUCCUCACACGCCCAGAGCCCUAUCUCAAGAAGAUUACCGACGGGCCGAUACUCGGUCCCCUCUGUCCAGCACAAGCACAGCUAGCAGUGACAGGAAUACCCAGAUCGAGCAGAAGCGCCCGCUCAAAGAUCAACUACCCAAAGGCAGCACACCACGAGGAAAAUUGAGUAUCAAGAUUGCCGAAGGACGCAAUCUCAAGCCAUCAUAUGAUCCAUAUGUGGUGUGUCAAUUUGAGUGGAAUGAGUAUGUUUCCAAGGGAGCAAGACAUGACAAGAUGGAUGUCGACGAGGACGAUCGAAAGGGAGCUGUUUCACAGUUGUCAUCAGUUCCAAUUCGGCGGACUGACAGUGACAUGGGUAAACCGGUAGCGAUCCCUAUGAAGAGUCGCCAGAGUAGUACGAAUGGUAACGGAGAGGAGCGGGGACUGAGCAAAGUCGCUGAUCCUCAGUGGGAUCACGAGGCCAUGUUCGACGUUGUCAGCGACCAGUCAGAACUUGAUGUCACAGUUUAUGAUCGCCAAACAGAAUCAUUUUUGGGCCAUGUUCGGCUAUGUCUGAAGCUCACAGAACAAAAUCCCACGCUAGAAGGAUUUUUCAGGCUCGAACCUCGUAGUGCCGAGGACCAAGACAUCUCGGGCGAGAUUCACAUUCGAAUGCACUUCCAGAAAGUGGAAAAGAAGCACUUCGGGCCUAAUGACUUCCAAAUCCUCAAACUUAUUGGGAAGGGAACCUUUGGUCAAGUCUAUCAGGUUAGGAAGAAGGACACUGGACGGAUCUAUGCCAUGAAAGUGCUAUCAAAAAAAGUCAUCAUCCAAAAGAAAGAAAUCCAGCAUACCAUCGGAGAACGGAAUAUACUGGUUCGGACAGCCACGACUGAGUCGCCGUUUAUUGUCGGUCUCAAAUUCUCAUUUCAGACUCCUUCGGACCUCUAUUUGGUAACUGACUUCAUGUCGGGAGGAGAGCUGUUCUGGCAUUUGCAGAAAGAAGGUCGUUUCAAGGAGGACCGCGCAAAGUUCUAUAUCGCGGAACUCAUUCUAGCCCUGAAACAUCUUCACCAAUCUGACAUUGUCUACCGGGAUCUCAAACCAGAGAACAUCCUACUCGACGCCAAUGGACACAUUGCGCUGUGCGAUUUCGGACUGUCAAAGGCCAAUUUGACCCAAGACGACACCACAAACACUUUCUGCGGAACGACCGAGUAUCUUGCUCCCGAAGUGUUGCUCGAUGAGCAAGGGUACACCAAAAUGGUUGAUUUCUGGUCCCUGGGCGUCCUGGUCUUUGAGAUGUGUUGUGGCUGGAGCCCAUUCUAUGCUGAAGACACCCAGCAAAUGUAUAAGAACAUUGCAUUCGGCAGGGUGCGGUUCCCUAGAGAUGCUCUGAGCACCGAGGGUCGGAACUUCGUCAAAGGCCUACUCAACCGCAAUCCGAGACACCGACUUGGUGCGAACGGAGACGCCGAGGAGUUGAUGGCACAUCCAUUCUUCGCCGACGUUGACUGGGACGCCCUGGGCAAGAAGAACUUGGUACCUCCCUUCAAGCCGAAGUUAACAGGAGUUGCCGACACAUCCAACUUCGACCCGGAGUUCACCAAUGCUCUCAACACAUCGUCUUCUCUCAACGCUCGAGCAGCCGCUCUAGCUGCAGGUGCAACGGCCGAGUCAACACCAUUAUCUCCCACCAUGCAGAAUGCCUUCCAGGGCUUCACCUUCGUCGACGAGAGUACAAUGGAAGAACGCUUUGGCGGGAGAGACAGCGAGUAUGAUGACCGAGUCGAUGACAAUUAUCUCUCACGCUCUAGAACGAAGGAGCACAGAAUGAGUGGGGUCCAAAGGACGGGUGAUGAUGGAUUCUUCUUCGAGGAAUGA